Triticum dicoccoides is the source of this 2505-nucleotide messenger RNA. RefSeq lists its product as uncharacterized. Lineage: Eukaryota; Viridiplantae; Streptophyta; Magnoliopsida; Poales; Poaceae. The transcript is spliced from 11 exons. The record is from RefSeq and is a predicted model, not a curated record. Bases 281 to 1123 code for a protein of 280 amino acids.
CCUCCCGCACGCCUCCUCCUCUCUCCCUCCCUCCCGCAGCCGCCUCCCUCCCUCCCGCGCGCCUCCUCUCCUCCCCCCGCCUCCCGCAGCCACAUCGCCGCCGCCGCCACCCGCCUCCCCACUCGGGCGAACCCCUCUCCUCUUCCCCCGCCUCGCCUCUCUCCCUUCCCCCGUCCAAACCCUAGGCCCGCGCCCGCCAGCCGCCGCCGCCGCCGCUCGCCCAGGCCAUCCUCCCGCUGUGAAGGAAGCGGCCAGAGAGGAAGGGCGUCGCCGGGUGUGCAUGUGCCUCCGCGGAUUCGUGCCACGGUUGCCGGAGGCGUGGGCGCCGCGGGUCACCUCUCCAGAUCGGUGGAGGCCAAGGGCAAGGGCAAGGAGGAGGGGAGAAGAAGACCUUCGGCCAGCUGCGGGAAGCCGGCGCUGGCGUCCUCCGCGGCAUCCACCGGCGCCGGUGGCGGGCAGAAGCGCCAGUGCCACGACCACGCGCACUCCGAGAACGUCGCCGGCGGAAAGUACGGCCGGCUUCGUCUGCUCCAAGCGCAGGAAGUCCCGGGUUCGGCGGAUGACUCGCGUGCCGGCAAUCAGCUCGAAGGCGGCGGAUAUCCCCGCGGACGACUUCUCGUGGCGCAAGUACGGGCAGAAGCUGCCUGUGGAGAAUGCCCUGGACUCAGCAGUUGACGUAACUCGGUUGAGCUGCGGUGCACUAUAUUUAGCUGAUUUUAUUGGGAAGUGUAAGCAGACCCUUGAGCAAGAGAGCAACAUGACUGCUAGCUUCCCUAUAAGUUCAGCUGCAUUACAGGAGAUGGAUACGAAGUCCUCGGAGGAGGAAUACAAAGCUCUACAAGGUGAUGGAGCUGGAGAUGUGUAUUUCCAGUCUCUUGAAGAACGAAUCAUUAAUAUGAAGAAGAAACGCUUACAAAAAGAAGAAAGAGACCUGGUUUGCCUUCCUUGCUGGCGUCCUUGUCAUCUCCAACCCGCCCACGGGGUGCUCAAGGGGUUCGGCCAAGUCGGAUGCCAGGCGGUGCGCGCAGCUGAGGAGCACUGGCAGCAGGCGCUUGAUGCGGCGCUCCCCGCGUCGCCGCUGCUCAUUCGCGGCUCCUCCUCCUCCCCAACGGAUCACGACUGAACCUUCCUUGUGCCAGCACCUCGUGGCCAUGAAGGGUGGCUGAGCCAUCAGGAGCGGCGGCGGCGGCCUGCUGCGGAUGCUGCUGCGGCUCCCUCCUCUUCCUCGCCGGCUUCUACCUGCUUUGUGCCGACGCCAUGUACAUCGUGUCAUCCCGGUGCUUCUGCUUUCCCGGGUCGCAACUCUUUGGUGUGCUCGACAAGGCCAGGACACACAUUCUGGAGAGCUCCUUGGUCAGUCCAUCACGAGAACCGGCAGCUACCGGAUUCCUUUUGUGCUGCUGGAAAGGAGGCACAUUGUUCCCAUGCUCGUGCUCUAUGGGUAGAAGCUGCAAAUUCUGGAGGUAUCAGACGAGGGUAUUCGAAGAAGACACCAUGAAUGGCAGCAGACUCUACCGCUUCCAUUACAAUGGUAUUUGAAAAAGAUACCACCUUGUGGCCUUUCCUGUUUCCUGUGACUACGACUUCCAACUCUUUAACUGGGUUGGUGUCAAAAGAAAUUCUGUAACAGAGACACAAUAAAAUAAAUUGGUACAACUAUAUGGAUUCCUUGGUAAGCUCAUGAUUCAUCUGGCUAAGCAGUCUUAGUAGACCGCCAAUGUUGUGUUAUUAAGAUGCAGGUUUCAAUAACCUUCAUGUUUGCGGCUAAAAUAAUGUAGUUAUCUCGGUAGUCUAGGUAGAUUGAAAUAAUUGUUUAUCCUUGAAGCAAAUCAACUAAACAACUGCCAGUAGAUGAUGAGGUGCCUUCUGCAAACAAAAAAGCUAAGCUCUAAGCGAGUAUUUUUAGGCGACCUAUCUUUUUCGGUGAUUUGUUUAAUCCUUCCUCUGCUCAAUUGAUGUGAACCACAAACCUUGCUCUGCUAAAUUGAUGUGAACCACAAUCCUUGCUCUGCUCAAUUGAUCUUCCCAGCAAAUCAAUGAACAUGUGCCCAUAGGGACACAGUCAAAGGUAUCUGAAGACCUGAUGGGAAAUGAGGAGGUGCCCUUUGCAACUAAAAAGACUAAGUUGGAGACCAAGUGCCCUUAGGCAACGCGCCCUUUUGGAUCGUAGCGUAUUAGUUGCGGAUGUGCAGAAAAUGCUGAUUUAGCGGAUGGAUUGCCUUUUCCAUCUGGGAUCGCUUUUGUUGCGACCUGUCGCUUAUAAUAGAGUGAUCUGUUUUGCUGAUCCUGGCCAAGUGGAAUCUACUGUCUGUCAAUGUCCAAAUGCUGCAGUCAGUAGUUAGUGUGACAUGGAUCUUGACUAAUGUAUCCCAUCAGUUUAGCCGUGUGUUGCUAGCUGAUGUGAAAGUAUGUGUGAUUACCAUACUUAUUAUGAUUAUGGAUGUUGCUACAUGUUUCAUUAGCUAAAUUUUACCUAUGCAUUCUGCCUGUGGAUGCCAUUUCCUC